GGUAUAAUCUCUCUCUCUCUCUCUCUCUCUCUCUCUCUCUCUCUCUCUCAAUGAGUCUCAACUGGUAAAUGGAAAUUAAUAGGGUCUUCCUUAAUUGUAUAUUGGAUGCAUAAGAUACAGAAAUUAUCUACUUUAGAUAGGAUCGGUUUCUAGGCAAGAGUAUGAUAAUCUGUUAAAUCUAAUUCCUUUUGGUAAAACAAAAACCUCUUUGGCAUAGAAUUUCUCAACCAUGAGUUCAGUUCUUAUACGAGUUGGCUUGCAGAUUGAUCGAAAGUUUUGCACCCUCCCCAUGAACAUAUACUGUUUGGAAAGACAUGUUAAGACGCAAUUCCCAAUUUCUGCAACAAAACUAUACCAAAACCAUACUCACUUACCUCAGCCUACAUUACUGUCUUCAACCUUGAGAGGUCCCCGAGGCUUUGGACCAUCUCCAAGGAAAACCAAGAAGGCCAAGAAGCCAAACAAAGACAACGAAAACAAGGGAGAAGAAUAGGACGAGGAAGAUGAAGAUCAAGGGGUAAUACCAGAGGUAGUGACCAACAGAACGAUCAGUAGGAUGGGUUUCUCAGUAGGGAUACCACUUUUCAUAGGGCUUCUAUUCUUCCCAUUCUUUUACCAUCUUAAAGUUGGACUCGAGAUUGAUGUGCCCACAUGGGUACCCUUCAUCGUGUCAUUCUUCUUCUUUGGGUCUGCUCUUUUAGGGGUGAGUUAUGGGAUUGUAUCCUCCAGUUGGGAUCCAAUGAGGGAAGGUUCACUCUUGGGUUGGAAUGAGGCUCAGAAGAACUGGCCUGUUUUUUGGCAGUCACUUUGGGGUAGAUCUGGGAAAAACUAGAGUAUUUAUCUCUCACUCUCUCUCCUUAAUUUACGCUGCCCCCUCCUCUUCUUCCUGUCAUCAUUAUCAUCAUUAUUAUUUUCAUUCAAACCAUGAAGUAAAUUUGAUGGGUUUUGAAUCUGUAAAUACAUAAAUCAAAGCUGACUUUUUGCAGACAAUAUCAAAUACCAACCUGAGCCCCACUUCCAACACCUAGCUAAAG
Carya illinoinensis is the source of this 1034-nucleotide messenger RNA. Its product is annotated as protein PAM68, chloroplastic. The transcript has a single exon. Lineage: Eukaryota; Viridiplantae; Streptophyta; Magnoliopsida; Fagales; Juglandaceae. The record is from RefSeq and is a predicted model, not a curated record.